AUGACCAUCGAAAUAACGUCCUACAAGCCAACCCCAGGGGGACUCACCUCACUCCACUCCACGUUACAAGAAGCAAUUUUGCAAUACUCAGAAGAUACAUCAGAGUCAAAGAGCAGGGUGUCUCUGAAACAGAUCGAGGUUACCUCGCAAAGGCUGGCACAACGCGUCGUGGAGCCAAGACAGGCUUUGAUCGCGUUCCAUUUCCAACCUUACAAGGUUCUCCGUGUCCGGCUGGUAAUCGAGAUGGGUCUUUUCGACAAUUUACCUACCCGAGCACCCUUCACAUUACAAGACUUGAGCAAACAUGCAGGGACAGGCCCGGAAUUUACUGGCCGUAUUGUACGGGCUCUCGCGACAUUGGAUAUGUUCGAAGAGGCGGGCGAAGGAGCCUUCAGAUACGCCGCAUUAUCCCGGGAAUGGACCAAUAAGUUCAUGCAAUCAUACACUCGGCAUUCCUGGGACAGUGUCAUUAAAUCGAUGUCCCUAUACGUUGAUUUCUUCAACACCACGGGUUUCAUGGGCUCCUCCGACAAGAUGAACUCACCAUACGCAUUUUCAAAGGGAGCCAAGGACAUCAACAUUUUCAAUCUACUACAGCAGGAUCCCAAAGCCGCCAAAACUUUCAAUGAAGCCAUGACAAGUUUCAGGGACCCUUUAAGGGAAAUUAUAUGA
Molecule: messenger RNA, 672 nt
Organism: Aspergillus pseudotamarii
Lineage: Eukaryota; Fungi; Ascomycota; Eurotiomycetes; Eurotiales; Aspergillaceae
Exons: 1
Coding region: 1-672 (223 amino acids)
Molecular function (GO): methyltransferase activity
Source: RefSeq, a predicted model, not a curated record